Sander lucioperca (pikeperch) is the source of this 7065-nucleotide messenger RNA. RefSeq names its product host cell factor C1a (gene hcfc1a). The transcript has 28 exons. Gene Ontology annotation, molecular function: transcription coactivator activity; protein binding. NCBI's taxonomy places the organism in Eukaryota, Metazoa, Chordata, Actinopteri, Perciformes, Percidae. Bases 173 to 5665 code for a protein of 1830 amino acids. Gene Ontology annotation, cellular component: histone methyltransferase complex. The record is from RefSeq and is a predicted model, not a curated record. Gene Ontology annotation, biological process: regulation of DNA-templated transcription; chromatin remodeling.
GGUGACGCCAACCCUCUUCCAUUUUCCUCCGCCUCUGGUUGUCAAGAAGAUGGCAGCUUCCAGGCAGGCAUGAGAGGAAAUACUUCUUCAAAAAUCGAAUGAAUUUGGAUUAUUGCCGCAAGAUACGACCACAUACCAGUGUUUUUGCAAUUACUGCAUCGAAAUAAAAAUCAUGUCUGCCCCUGGCUCCGCGGUGUCUGGGACCAUGGCGUCGGUUCUGCAGCCGCGGUGGAAACGGGUCCUGGGAUGGUCCGGUCCCGUUCCCCGGCCCAGGCAUGGACACAGAGCUGUAGCUAUAAAGGAGCUUAUGGUUGUCUUUGGAGGUGGAAACGAAGGGAUUGUGGACGAAUUACAUGUAUACAACACUGCAACAAACCAGUGGUUUAUCCCAGCGGUCCGUGGUGAUAUUCCCCCUGGUUGUGCUGCAUAUGGUUUUGUCUGUGAUGGCACAAGAUUGCUGGUAUUCGGUGGCAUGGUGGAGUAUGGAAAGUACAGCAACGAUCUCUAUGAACUACAGGCCAGCAGAUGGGAAUGGAAAAAGUUGAAAGCAAAAAACCCGAAGAAUGGCCCCCCUCCUUGUCCUCGUCUUGGCCACAGUUUUUCCCUGGUUGGCAACAAAUGCUAUCUGUUUGGUGGACUAGCCAAUGAUAGCGAGGACCCAAAAAACAACAUUCCCAGAUACCUAAAUGAUCUGUACACACUUGAGCUUCGUGCGGGUUCCAGUGUGGUUGGAUGGGAUAUUCCAAUCACAUAUGGAGUUCUGCCUCCUCCCCGUGAGAGUCACACUGCUGUGGUAUACACAGAAAAGACGAGCAGGAAAUCUCGCCUCAUAAUCUAUGGAGGGAUGAGUGGUUGCCGCCUUGGAGAUCUGUGGACACUUGAUAUUGAUACCCUGACAUGGAACAAACCAUCAGUAAGCGGAACAGCACCGCUCCCCAGAAGUCUGCACUCUGCCACUACCAUCACAAACAAGAUGUAUGUUUUUGGAGGAUGGGUUCCAUUGGUAAUGGAUGAUGUCAAAGUGGCCACACACGAGAAGGAGUGGAAGUGCACAAACACUCUUGCCUGCCUAAAUCUAGACUCCAUGUGUUGGGAGACAGUAUUGAUGGAUACUCUUGAAGAUAACAUCCCUAGGGCCCGUGCUGGCCACUGUGCUGUAGCCAUCAAUUCCAGACUCUAUGUUUGGAGUGGCCGUGAUGGUUAUCGUAAAGCUUGGAACAACCAAGUCUGUUGUAAAGACCUCUGGUACCUCGAAACAGAGCGUCCACACGCCCCUGCCAGGGUGCAGUUAGUCCGUGCCAACACAAACUCUCUUGAGGUGAGCUGGGGCGCUGUCUCAACUGCUGACACCUACUUACUACAGCUGCAAAAAUAUGACAUCCCUGCAACUCCAGCCUCACCAGCCAUGAGUGCCACCCCCGUGCAGCCUGUGAACUCUCCAAAGAGCCCCUCACCGGCUGUUGCAGCACUCUCUGCUCAGAGCUUACCCCAGACAGCGGUCUUGAAGGUUGCAGCUCAACAGUCUGCCACAGGCACAUCUGUUGUCACAGUCCGCCCCAGCCAGCCUGGGAAAUCCCCUGUCACUGUGACAUCCCUUCCGCCAGGUGUCCGAAUGGUAGUGCCUGCCCAGACCACCCAAGGAUCGCCAAUUGGGAGCAGCCCUCAGAUGAGUGGCAUGGCAGCUUUAGCUGCAGCAGCUGCAGCAACACAGAAGAUCCCGCCCUCUGCAGGCACUGUCCUCAAUGUUCCUGCAGGUGCCACCAUUCUCAAAACAGUAGCCGUUUCGCCUGGCACAACCACAAUGAAAAUGGCUUCUCCAGUCAUGGUCAGUAACCCGGCCACCCGGAUGCUGAAAACAGCUGCAGCCCAGGUGGGCACAGCAACUGCAUCCUCUCCCACCAACACCAGACCCAUCAUCACUGUGCACAAGUCUGGUGCAGUCACAGUGGCUCAGCAGGCCCAAGUGGUAACCACUGUGGUAGGAGGAGUCACCAAGACCAUUACCCUGGUCAAGAGUCCUCUCACCAUGGGCAGCAGUGGCACUCUGAUCUCCAACCUUGGCAAGAUGAUGUCUGUGGUACAAACCAAGCCAGUGCAGACAUCAGCUAUCACAGGCCAGGCUUCCACUAACCCUCUCACACAGAUCAUACAGACAAAAGGUCCCCUCCCAGCCGGCACCAUCCUGAAACUAGUGACCUCCGCAGAUGGCAAGCCCACAACCAUCAUCACCACUUCCCAGGCAGGAGGCACAGGAAACAAGCCCACUAUACUGAACAUCAGUGGUGUCUCUCCCUCCACCACUAAGCAGGGCACCACCAUCAUUAAGACCAUCCCCAUGUCAGCCAUCAUGACCCAGCCUGGAGCCACAGGUGUGACAAGCAGUGCAGGCAUGAAAACGCCUAUCACAAUCCUUACCACAAAGGUGAUGACCACUGGAACUCCUGGUAAAAUCAUCACUGCGGUGCCCAAACUUGGCACUGCAGCCGGCCAACAGGGAUUGACACAGGUGGUUUUGAAGGGUGCUCCUGGGCAACCUGGCACUAUUUUGCGCACUGUGCCUAUGAGCACAGUUGGCGGUGUUCGACUUGUUACACCAGUGACAGUGUCUGCUGUUAAGCCCACUGUUACCACUCUGGUUGUCAAGGGGACUACUGGUGUUACCACUCUUGGGACUGUCACUGGUACAGUCUCCUCAAGCCUGGCAGGAGGCACGGUGGACAGUUCCAAUGCCUCUCUGGUCACCCCCAUCACCACACUGGGAACCAUCGCUACCCUGUCCAGCCAGGUCAUUAGCCCAUCUGCCAUAACUGUGUCAACUGCUCAAACCAGCCUGACUUCUGCCUCCACGUUGCCCUCCUCUACCAUGACAGUGCAGAACCAGCCCACCCAGGUUACUCUGAUCACAACUCCCAGUGGUGUAGAAGCUCAACCAGUGCAGGAUUUACCAGUGUCCAUCCUGGCUUCGCCAACCUCUGAGCAGCCCAGCUCUACUGAGGCUGGAUCAGCUGGAGAGGGCUCUGGGACCGUCACCCUGGUCUGUUCUAACCCGCCCUGCGAGACCCACGAGACAGGAACCACCAACACGGCCACCACCUCCUCUGCCACCAUUGGAGCAGGACAGGUCUGUUCUAACCCACCCUGCGAGACCCACGAGACAGGAACCACCAACACAGCCACCACCUCCUCUGCUGCAAUUGGAGGACAGGUGUGCUCCAACCCGCCAUGUGAAACGCAUGAAACGGGGACAACCAACACAGCCACAACUGCAUCAUCAAACAUGUCUGCACCGCGCAUGUGCUCCAACCCACCAUGCGAGACCCAUGAAACUGGGACAACUAACACAGCUACCACAGCAUCGGCUAACAUGGGAAGCGACCAGGCCAGCACAGCGACAGACCAGGUCAAGACAGUUUGCUCCAACCCACCCUAUGAGACCCAUGGGACAGGGACCACCAACACAGCCACUAAGUCGUCAUCUAACAUGAAUGCAGGCCAGACGAGCACUGUGCAGAGAGUGUGCUCCAACCCACCCUGUGAAACACACAAGACGGGGACCACCAACACCCAGUCCACAGCCUCCUCCAGCAUGGGAAGCGACCAGACCAGCACAGCUUCUGGCCAGGUCCAGACGGUUUGCUCCAACCCACCCUGUGAAACACACGAGACGGGGACCACCAACACCCAGUCCACAGCCUCCUCCAGCAUGGGAAGCGACCAGACCAGCACAGCUUCUGGCCAGGUCCAGACGGUUUGCUCCAACCCACCCUGUGAAACACACGAGACGGGGACCACCAACACCCAGUCCACAGCCUCCUCCAGCAUGGGAAGCGACCAGACCAGCACAGCAACAGGCCAGGUCCAGAGGGUGUGCUCCAACCCACCCUGUGAAACGCACGAAACUGGGACCACCAACACCCAGUCCACAGCCUCCUCCAGCAUGGGAGCUGACCAGACCAGCACAGCAACAGGCCAGGUCCAGACGGUUUGCUCCAACCCACCCUGUGAAACACACGAAACUGGGACCACCAACACAGCCACCACUGCCACCUGCAGCAUGGAGACAGGCGAAGGCACAGCAGCCCAGCAGACAGAGGAGGGAGCAGAAGGUACCAGCAGCACAGAAGUGGCCUCUACUGCAGCAACGGGCAUAGUUACCACCCCCCAGGGCAGGGCCAUCACUACUGUCACUCAGUCUACACCAGCCCCUGGACCAUCUGUACCUUCGAUCUCAUCAAUCACAGAGGGUGUGAGUCCCAGCUCCACAGAGGAACCUAUGCAAACAGAUGAGACGGCAUCAGCAGAAGCUGCACCUGCAGUGGAGGGAGCCACCGCUAUGCAGACACAAGUGGAGGGAGAAGCAGCCACAUCUACAGCCUUGAAUCUUCCCUCAGAGCUGAUGUCUGAGGGUCAGGGCGCCACACUCAUGGUGACAGGGCUGUCGGAUGAGGAGCUUGCUGUGACUGCAGCGGCAGAAGCCGCUGCUCAGGCAGCAGCCACUGAAGAAGCCCAGGCCCUCGCUAUCCAGGCUGUCCUCCAGGCAGCCCAGCAAGCCGUAAUGCAUGAGGGCAAUUCCACUGGAGAGAGCCAGCAACCCACCAACAUCCCCAUCAUGUUGACCCAGCAGGAGCUUGCAGCACUGGUCCAACAGCAGCAGCAGCUGCAGGAGGCUCAGGCUGCUGCACAGCAGGCUGCCAUGGACACAAGUUUGCCUACUGAAGGCCUCGCCCCUGCGGACAGCCUCAACGACCCCUCUGUCGAGAGCAACGGACACAAUGAGAUGGCUGCCGCUGUCACCAGUGCUGUGGCAUCACUGCUGCCACGUACUACUGCUGAGACCCUCGCUCCAUCAAGCACAUUUGCACCCUCUGUUUCGGUGGCAAGUCCAGCCAAGCUGCAAGCAGCCGCUGCUCUAGCAGAGGUCGCCAAUGGGAUCGAGGGAGAGAAGCAAGCCCCUCAGCCAACCCCAGUGAAGCCUGUUGUAAAAAAAGAGAAUCAGUGGUUUGAUGUUGGAAUUGUUAAAGUGACAAAUAUGGUUGUCACCCACUUCUAUAUGCCAGGAGAUGAUUCUCACGGAGAUGAUGACUCUGGCGUCAUGCCAGACUACGGCCAGAUGAAGAAAAUGGAGCUGCAGCCUGGAACAGCUUACAAGUUCCGUGUUGCUGGAAUCAACGCUUGUGGUCGUGGAUCUUUCUCUGAGAUAUCUGCUUUCAAGACUUGCCUGCCAGGCUUCCCAGGGGCACCUUGCGCCAUCAAAAUCAGCAAGAGCCCAGAUGGUGCCCACCUGACCUGGGAGCCACCCUCGGUGACGUCGGGGAAGAUCAUCGAGUACUCUGUGUACUUGGCCAUCCAGAGCAACCAGACAGCUGAAGCCAAGGCCUCCACCCCAGCACAGCUAGCCUUCAUGCGCGUGUACUGUGGACCCAACCCCUCUUGCUUGGUGCAGUCGUCCAGCCUCUCCAACGCCCACAUCGACUACACCACCAAGCCAGCCAUCAUCUUCCGCAUCGCCGCCCGCAAUGAGAAGGGCUACGGUCCCGCCACCCAAGUUCGAUGGCUGCAAGAAUCUGGCAAAGAUGCCGCCUCUGCAAAACCAGCCCCCAAAAGACCAGGCACCUCUCCUGAUACUAAGGCUACUGGUCCAAAGAAAGCAAGGACGGACCAGUGAGGUCGCCCAGAGACCCCUCCCAGUCUUUUGUCCUUUUUCCACUUGCUGUCCUUUUAUCAGGAAGACUGACCUUCAACCCUCCUCCUCAUCCUCAUCCUAAUCUCAUCCUCCAUUCUCAAGUCUCAGAGCAAGACAGCAAUGGAGGCAGAACAACCGUAUGAAGCCGAGAUGAAAGUCAAUCUGAGAGAUUUUUCUGUAGAUAAAAGCCCUCCUUCCUCCUCGUUCUGUUGGUUGUACUAUUUUUAGAGCAACACAAACUUAGAAGCACAUUAUCUUUUUCAGUCACAUCCCUUUCCAUCGUUUAACAUCUAUUUUUGGCUUGUUUCAGUAGUUGAGCAGUAUAGAGAAGCAUUUACAUCUUUCACAAACUGGGAGCCUGAGCGCAAGGUUACCUUUUUUUUUUCUUUGUUUUGUGAAUCCUGGGGGGAUGUAGAGAGAGACUACACAAAAUGAUGUACAGUGUUGAAAAAGGCUGGGGAGACAUUAGUUUAGAUGAGAGGAAAAAUCGGUAUGGAUACAAAUAAAGCACUUGUCCUCAACGACAGAGGACAUAAUUUUUUCUUUUUCUUUUUUUUUUGGCUCAUAAACAAAUUUGCUUUGAGAACUGAGUCUGUAUUCAUCAUACAGGACUCAAGUCUCCUGGUAAUGUCAUUACUGUGCGCUUUUUACCCCAAGAUGAGGACUGGUGGCCGACACUUCAAAGUGGACAAAAAAGAAUGACGAAGAGAUUUGUAGAGAAUGAAUGACAGACUUUGCUAGGACUGAGACUUGCAGCACACACAAAAAAAUCUUGCAAAAUCUUCCCAAAAAAUUAGCAAGCAAUGAUGCAGAAGAUCUUUUGUGUAGUUUAUUUUUGUAUUUUUUAAGCUUUUUUUCUCCUGUGUGUAUGUGUAUGUUGUGUGCAUUUUUAAAAACAUCACUUUUUUUAACCGUUGUUCAUCCCCAUAGUUUGUGUUUGUGGGAAGAUUGGUGGCUAUGUUGAAGUUGCCACUAUAUUUUUUAAAAAUCUUCAUUCAGUUGGUUGUAUGUUCUCGUUGUUAACAGAUGGUAAUGAGAGAAAGACUUGUAUUUGUUCCAAGUAGACCCCACAGGUUAUUGAGAAUGAAGGGAACUUUUAAGUGGACCCAGAGAGAGGAGAGUUUUACUUUGUUUACUACCCUAUGCUUGUGUUGCUUUGCUUGCCAAACAUGAAUUUCAUGGGCUAUGAGGAAAAUAACAUCAGAUCUUUUCAUACGUUUCCCCUAAUAUCCCCAAUCAGAUGUCCUGCGCUUUUUAUGCUCAUGAAUGUUUUGUCUUACCUCUUCUUUAAUUUUUAGAAUGGCAAAUUAUAUAAGUAGACAUAUUUUCCCUAUCCUAUUGAUGUAUGUGAAUCCAUUUAAUAAAUUUUAAUUUUUUCCUUC